Molecule: messenger RNA, 1059 nt
Organism: Anarrhichthys ocellatus (wolf-eel)
Lineage: Eukaryota; Metazoa; Chordata; Actinopteri; Perciformes; Anarhichadidae
Product: protein-methionine sulfoxide oxidase mical2b-like
Exons: 7
Source: RefSeq, a predicted model, not a curated record
AGACCUCAGCGUCGUCACUUUAGGUAUUCACCUAUUCUCUUUAAAUUACAUUUAUAUCAUGGUGAAAAAAUUAUCACAUUGGUUUGUUCCUCAGGUCCUGGGUGGCGAGCAGAAGUCCGGCCCCCUGGCCAUCCCGUCUCCGACUUUGAUUUAGACGUGGUGAUUGGAGCGGACGGACGCAAAAACACACUGGACGGUUUUGGGCGCAAAGAGUUCCGAGGGAAGUUGGCCAUCGCCAUCACGGCUAAUUUCGUCAACAGGAACACCACAGCGGAGGCCAAAGUGGAGGAGAUCAGUGGUGUGGCCUUCAUCUUCAACCAGAAGUUCUUUCUGGAACUCAAAGAGGACACAGGAAUCGACUUGGAGAACAUUGUUUACUACAAAGACAAUACCCACUAUUUUGUCAUGACGGCAAAGAAGCACAGUCUGCUGGACAAAGGGGCCAUCAUAAAUGACUAUGUAGAAACGGAGCGUCUGCUGAGCGUCGACAACGUCAACCAGGAAGCCUUGCUCUCGUACGCCCGCGAGGCUGCCGACUUCGGCACCAACUACCAGCUGCCGUCCCUGGACUACGCCAUCAACCACUACGGGCAGCCGGACGUAGCCAUGUUCGACUUCACCAGCAUGUACGCCUCGGAGAACGCCGCCCUGAUCAGGGAAAAACACGGACACCAGCUGCUGGUCACGCUGGUGGGAGAUAGUCUGCUUGAGCCUUUCUGGCCCAUGGGUACAGGUUGUGCUCGAGGCUUUCUGGCAGCCUUCGACAGUGCUUGGAUGGUGAGGGGCUGGGCACAGGGCAGGAGCCCUCUGGAGAUACUGGCUGAGAGGGAGAGUAUCUACCGGCUGCUGCCUCAGACCACCUCAGAGAACAUCAGUAAAAACUUUGAACAGUACGCCAUUGACCCCGCCACCCGCUACCCCAACCUCAACUCUAGCUGUGUUCGCCCACACCAGGUGCGUCACCUGUUUAUUGAUGGCCAGCAGGACUCGUGUCAGCUGGAGAGAGGAGGACCCACACGGAGAUCAGUGAACUUGUCCAGAAGAGGUGAGGGGGAAUCA